Prorocentrum cordatum is the source of this 1365-nucleotide messenger RNA. NCBI's taxonomy places the organism in Eukaryota, Dinophyceae, Prorocentrales, Prorocentraceae. The record is from the annotation of a GenBank genome assembly.
AUGAAGAAUAUCAUCGUUCAGCUGGAGGCUCGAGUUCGGCUAUUGGAGCACGAGGCGAUGACAACCACGAUAUUGGACAGAACUCAUCAGGCAGUGGUGGACUACAAGGACAGUUCGGUGAGGAUAUCGCGGCUCAAGCUCGUGGCCGCCCGAAUCAGCCAGAUGUUGGAGCGAGCAGGACCAGAUCUGACAGGACAGUGGGCUCAAGAAACAGCAGUCUUCCCGCGCUUCGACCAGCCCAACAAGCCGAAGAAGUCGCGCCUUUUAUUCAGCUUGCGCGGAGCAACAUUGGUGCCCGACGACGAGGGCAGCGCGACGGAGCUUCUCCAGGCCAUCAGCGAACCCGACAGUCAGCUACACCAAGUGACGCCGCUGGAGAUGCCGACGGCGCUAUACACACUGCAGGGGAAGGCGCCCCCGAAGCCCCCGCGGCCGCUGGUGCCGCCGGCGCCGGCGCCGCGGCCCGUGCUGGCGCCGCCCGCGGCGGCCCACGGCGCUGCGCCGCCGGCAUCGCAGGCCCCAGCGCCAGGCCGCUCCCCCGAGCCCGCCGGGAGCGGUCCAGGUUGGCCUCCGCCGCAGCACCGGCAGGAUGCGCAGCAGGCGGCCGCGGGCGCGGCGCAUGGCCCGCGAGGCUGGGGCCCCGGCGCCCCCUCCGCCUGGGGCUCCGCCUGGGGAGGCGGCUCCGCGUGGGGCGGCGAGAAGGGCGGCGCGGCGGGCGGGUGCGAUGGGUACGCGGAGUGGGGAGCCGCGUGGGACGGAGGAUCCCCCCGCCCCGGGGCUUCGUCGUGGGCCGCCAGCUCCGGGGGCUCCUACGGCAGCGCCGCCGACUGGUGGGGCGGCAGCGCUGGCGGCUCUUACGGCGGGGCCCCAGGCCGCAGCGGCGGCAGGGCCCCCCCCGGCCCCUACGCGCACGCGCCCGGCAGGGGCGCCCCGGACGGAGGCGGCGGCUGCCAUCGGCAAGCAGAGUAUCCAGCGGCUACCACUCUGGCUGCCAAGGGCAGUGGCGCCAUCGGCGCUCCGCCCAGCUUGCGGCAGGAAGCCAUGGCGGCUUUUGCAGGCACCAGCUCCUGGGCUGACCACGCCCGCGGCGGCAGCUGCGCGGGCGCUUCGUCCUCGGGCUGCGGGGCGCGAGGGCGCGACGGAGGAGAUUACGGCGGGAACCACGCGUACGGCUGCGGCCUCGAUUGGGGCAGCGCGCGCGAGUGGGAUGGCAGCCACGGACGCGGCGACGGCGCCAUCGGGGCCCCUCGCGGUUCACGGGCCUCUUGGCAAGACGGCUACGGCCAGGAGCGGGGCGACGACGGCUGGCGGGGCGCGGGCGACGCCCGCGACGCGGAAGGCAAGGCCGCUUUCUUGUAUCAGUGA